AUGCUUUCCUACACUUCCAUCUUUCUCAUCUCCCUCGCCGCCAUCGGCUCCCUCGCAGCUCCAGCCAAGCGCGACGGCAACUGGCACGACCAAGGCCUCACCGCCUCCGAAGCCGCAUCAGUCGCCGCCGGCUACGGCCAACUCAUCCGCCAAUACUCCACCGACCUCGCCAACCAACUCCUAACCCCCAACUUCACAGACUACUCCGAAGGCGUCAACACCCUAAUCAACUCCUGUCCCCAAGGCCCCUCAGCCCAACCGCUCCCUCUCCUCUCCGCAACUUUCUCCACCCGCGCCCAAUUCGAGCAAGGUCAAGGCGAACAACCUCCCAUCAACUUCGAACAGCUAAAUCUCUGGUAUAAUCCCAACUCCGUCACAAUCCGUUGGAAAACCACGAAUACCGUCAAUCUCACUGAUGCGAAACCCGUCAUCGGGUUGAUUACUAUGGAAGUCGUCAAGGCUGUUGAUAGUACUGUAUACCCAUACCAAAUCAGUACGGUUUACUCGGAAUUCGAUUCUGGCGCUUGGUUGCAGAAUUUGCAGGAGGCUGGGAUCUGUUCUGGUUCGAACGUCGAGCCUGUUCCGAAUCCUGGGGCUCCUGCUCCUACUGCUACCUACUCGGCUCCGGCUAAGGAUGCUCAGCCUACACCUCCUGUGGUCACUGAGAUCGCUACGGCAUACACCACCGCUUAUGCUACUGAGACUUGCACAGAGACUGCGGCUGCGGCUGCGACUUGGAGAGCAAGAUUUAUGGUGUAG
Messenger RNA from Pseudocercospora fijiensis CIRAD86, 759 nucleotides. RefSeq lists its product as uncharacterized. NCBI's taxonomy places the organism in Eukaryota, Fungi, Ascomycota, Dothideomycetes, Mycosphaerellales, Mycosphaerellaceae. The transcript has a single exon. The coding region runs from base 1 to 759 and encodes 252 amino acids. The record is from RefSeq and is a predicted model, not a curated record.